GCAGUUGCACGAACGCCACGCGGACGCUGGGCGGACCUGACGUUCGAGAAAAGGAAUCUUGCAGGUUCCAAAAUUAUCGAGCAGGAAGUGGAGCAUUUGAGGAAGGUUUAAAAAUGCCUUAUUUGGAGAUUGCAACAAACAUUCCUAGAGACAGAGUGACUCCGGAAAUUGUUUCAACCCUUAGUAAAACUCUUAGUGAAACCAUUGGGAAGCCAGAACAGUAUUGUGUUGUUAGAGUAAUUCCUGAUCAGCUCAUGAGUUUCGGAGGCACAUUUGAUCCUUGUGGUUCUGCAAUUUUGAUGAGCCUUGGCAAGUUAGGGGUUGAAGAAAACAAAACGUAUGCUUCUAAGAUUUAUGCAGUAGUGGAGAAGCACCUUGGGAUUCCUAACGAUAGAAUGUACAUCCAAUUCAUAGAUAAGCAGACAUCAGAAGUUGGCUUCAAAGGAACAACCUUCCACCAGAUUUUGGGUCGUUAAAAGGGCAUAAGUUUGCAAGAUGCCACAAGUGAAAUGAAGAUAUUGCAAUAUGCUUUACUGUGCACUCCUCUGCAUCAACACCGUACAUUUCACAUGCAGGAUAAUAUGAGCAGAUAUUGUUUAUUGCUUGAUGUCUUGUGAUUCUUGGCAUCUUUGAGUAGAGAUGCUAAGAAAUGAAACCCAUAUCAUUAAUCUAGCUAGCUUAAUAUUCAACCAUGAUAAUUGCCCGUAGGAACGCAGCUAAAAUGUUUGUGCUUUUGAGUUUACAGUGUAAUUAAAACCUGUAUUUUGUUAGAUGUAGCUUGUUUCUAGAUAAAGGACUAUCUACUGUUAAUUCUCUAUAUGUCAGGAGCAUUGGAACAAACAUAAAGACUUGCUGCAUUC
Molecule: messenger RNA, 860 nt
Organism: Penaeus indicus
Lineage: Eukaryota; Metazoa; Arthropoda; Malacostraca; Decapoda; Penaeidae
Product: macrophage migration inhibitory factor-like
Exons: 4
Coding region: 114-476 (120 amino acids)
Molecular function (GO): phenylpyruvate tautomerase activity; cytokine activity
Source: RefSeq, a predicted model, not a curated record